Molecule: messenger RNA, 7664 nt
Organism: Bemisia tabaci
Lineage: Eukaryota; Metazoa; Arthropoda; Insecta; Hemiptera; Aleyrodidae
Product: protein O-mannosyl-transferase TMTC4
Biological process (GO): endoplasmic reticulum unfolded protein response; protein O-linked glycosylation via mannose
Cellular component (GO): endoplasmic reticulum
Molecular function (GO): mannosyltransferase activity; protein binding
Source: RefSeq, a predicted model, not a curated record
CGAUAGAUGCCUGUAUUGCCUCCACCCUUUACGCUUUCUCUGUCUGCUUCUCAUCGAUUUGUUUUGUUUUUUCGGCGGCUGCUUGUGUUUUGUGUUUACGUUUCCUCGCCCUGCAGUUCUUCAAUGAUGAGGAAGAAAUCUCAGGUCGAAGUAUGGACUCCCACCAAAAAGCACAUAAUUUAAGAAGAAUGGACAAGUACCUAGUUCAUGAUCCAUGUUCAUCAUAACUGGAAAUGGACAAACAUUUGUGGCCCGACCCUGGAUGUAACCGCAGAAAAAUGAGCUAGUGGACCGUGGCUGCAACAAGUGUUAAAAAGUGGCAUUUCUGGAAAAUGACUUGGGAUGCAUCAAUUCCCCUCCCUGUUUUGACGCACCGGCAAUCAAGACUAGUUGUGGGUCUUCUCGCCGUUUUAUGUUAUGUUGGCUCUCUGAAUGGAGACUUCGUGUUUGAUGACUCGGAAGCAGUGGUUAACAAUGAUGAUGUCCAGCUCACUACUCCUGUCUGGAAAUUGUUCUCUCAUGAUUUUUGGGGAACGCGCAUCACAAAUAACGCUAGCCACAAAUCCUACCGGCCACUCACUGUCAUAUCGUUCAGGUGGAACGUUUGGCUGAAUGACGGGAAGCUAGAACCUUUCAGUUUUCAUCUAUUCAACGUCAUCCUUCAUGGCAUUAAUAGCGUACUGUUACUCAGUGUCUAUAAACUCCUGCUUGGAGUUGAGUCCCCAAAGCUGUCUCUGGUUGCUGCGUCUCUCUUUGCUCUCCAUCCAGUCCACACAGAGUCUGUGGCUGGCAUAGUGGGGAGAGCAGACUUACUGUCCACAUUUUUUGCAUUUAUAAGUAUUCUAGUCUAUCAGUAUGCUGUAAGAAAGGAGAAUACCAGUGUCAGCUCCUUGAGUUAUUGUGCACUUUCGUGCGUUUUUGUUGGCAUUGCAAUGCUGUGCAAAGAGCAAGGCAUCACUAUCAUUAGUAUUUGCUGUCUAUAUGACCUGCUGAUUGUGAACAACAUGUACCUGAAUAAAAUGCUGCAUGAGGUUUUCAACUCAUCACAGAAAAAACCGAAAAGCAACAAACAGUUACCUCAUAAGAUUCUGAAUCAAAUCCAUCAAAAUGGAUUAAAUGGGCAUAGCAACGGUCAUGGAGCAGGUGCUGUUUCGAUGCAAAAUGGAAAUCGCAGCAAUGGUUUGUCAGACGAAAAGCUGAAAGACAACCGUCAUUUCUUCUUGUUGUUGCUCCGGCAGUCCAUACUGUGUUUUGGUUGUGUUGCACUCUUGUACUUACGCUGGAUUGUCAUGGGUUCUGCUCCUCCCGUCUUCCAAAAAGUCGACAAUCCUGCAUCGUUCUUAAAUAAUACACUCGAAAAGGUUGUGAACUACAAUUACUUAUAUUCUCUGAACAUGUGGAUUUUGCUGUGUCCGGAGUGGCUAUGCUUCGAUUGGUCAAUGGGCUGCAUUCCACCAAUCAGCGUCUGUAAAUUUCCAAUCGACCUCAGACUUUUGGCUGUUGUCAUCCUGUGGGUAUCAUUUGCUGCAACAAUGAAGAGACUGACCAAGUCUUUCAACACGCAAGAAUGGAGGGGUAUAGUGAUAGCAUUAGCACUCCUCAUCAUUCCUUUUUUGCCAGCGUCAAAUCUUGUCUUUCGCGUUGGAUUUGUCAUUGCUGAGCGUGUGCUUUACCUUCCCUCGGCUGGUUUUUGUCUCUUGGUUGCUCUCGGAAUAAGGAGACUGUCUGUUUUCCCUAACUCGAAAAAUCCACUGCGAAUCAUGUUGCUUCUCCUUUGUGUGACAUUCUUUGCAAGAACUGCUCAACGCUCCCUUGAGUGGUGCUCGGAGUCAGCUUUGUUCUCAAGUGCUCUUUCGGUCUGUCCAUUAAAUGCCAAAGUUCACUACAAUUUGGGAAAAAAUUCGGCUGAUGCUGGUAAAACGGAAGAAGCCAUUCAGUUCUACAAACAAGCCAUCAAAUUACAUCCUGAAUAUGAUCAAGCAAUGAACAAUCUAGCAAAUAUCCUGAAAGAUACUGGAAACCUGACGGAGGCAAGAUCGCUACUAGAAACAGCCGUGAAAAUCAGGCCUGAUUUUGCUGCUGCAUGGAUGAACUUGGGUAUUGUCCUGUCCGGUUUGAAACUUUACAAUCAAGCAGAGACAAGUUACCACACUGCUCUGACUCAUCGCCGAAAGUACCCUGAUUGCUACUAUAAUCUUGGAAAUUUGUACCUUGAUAUGGGUCGCAAUGCAGAAGCUUAUGAAGCAUGGCUCAUGGCAACGCGCUACCGCCCUACUCAUACAAUUGCAUGGAGUAACAUGAUAGUCAUGCUUGACUCAAUGGGAGAGUAUGUCAAAGCAGAGCAGGUCGGCAAAACAGCUCUCUCCAUACUGCCUAAUGAACCAGCACUACACUUCAGCCUCGCCAAUGCGCUAGGUAAAACAGGGAAGCUCGAAGAAUCGGAGUGGCAUUUCACCCAAGCAAUCAACCUUAAUUUCAACAAUGCUCUUUACCACUCGAAUUUUGGGGUUUUGUACCAUCGAUGGAAGAAAUUUGACAAGGCCGAGCAUGAAUACAAGAUUGCGUUAAAGUUGAAUCCCCAUCUCACCAGCGCAAAGGAAAAUCUAUCAUCAUUGAGAAAACUUCGUAGUUCAGCAUCGUAGUAUUCCGUCAAUGCUGUCAGUCCAAAAAGUUUGUGCAAUCUCAUGCAUGAAAACUCCUUGCAAAAAACUUCCUGCUUCACCUUGUAUGAUCAAAAAAACAUUCCUCUCUAAGUCUUCUCAUAUUAUUAAAUCCUUAUAGCGUCUGUAAUUUUUCCUAUUUUUGCAGUUUUCCUCUCAAAUAAUUGUGUACCCCAUCAGAAUGGUUUGCCAUCAAUUCAUGUAGAAUAUAGGUGCUUGAAAGGUUUUAAGCUUACACUCAUAGCAUUGCAUCUAUGAUUUUUAGUGGUGCCUUUUCAGCCAACGUCUAAAUUUUAGAAGCUCUAAUCUAAGAGGGUCUCAAAAUUUAAAAUACACGAAAGCACCUGAAUUUUUUAAUGGUUGUGAAAAGACAGUAUGGUUAUCAAUCAGAUAACUGCCAGCACAAUAAUUGUAACUUUAUUGAAGCGUUUUUUUUUACAGUAAGCCCUUUUUUUUAGUACCCCUUAUCAGAUGUUCUUUUUGUUAAUGGAAUUAAUCCUAUUCCUACAAACGCUUCAGAGAAAAUAAUGAGUAUUCUUCCCUUUUUAAUGUUUGAAUAUUUUUACAUGUUCUAGUCAAAAUUAGAAAAUGGAGGCAUUUUAUUGCAUUUUUUAGGAUAGGAACAUGAGCUUUCUAAGUUUCAGUGUAAUCUUAUUGACAAUUUUUGUACUUAGUAAAUAACGAAAAAGCAUCUCGAAUAAGUCAUUAAUUAAAAUAGACUCUUUUACAAAAUUUUGAUUUUUUCUCUCGUAUUUUUGUUUUAUUUGUUACAAAUUCGUUGAGUAUUAGUAGACUAAAUUUGAGGGCUUGUGUAAAUUUGAAGAAAGUGAUAAUCCUAUGUCCUAUGUCCUAGAAUUAUAAUUGAAUGCAUUCAAGCAAAAUAAUUUUUUGUACAAGUAAACCAAUUGCAAAUAGGUUUAUGUGAAGAUGGCUUAUUUUACAGUAAUAUAUCUAAUGGGCCAUAAGGCAAAGUCUGAACGUAGAAAAAUGCUGCAUAUAUUUUCUCAAGAAUCUUUCGAAGAGAAUGAUUUACACAGUGGAAAGUUUGAAAAUUAACUGCUGAAAAAUAAAUUUAGAAGUAUUUUUGCCAUGGGUCAAAUGGUAGUUAGAUUAUUUUGUCAUUCGACCUAUGUUGAUGGUAAACACUCAUAUCCCGUUCAGGAGUUCAAUUUUUAGAUUCUUUGUUGUGUGUUUCGUUUCCCUUGAGGAAAUUUGAAGAAAUAAUAGGUAUGUUGCGCAAUUGUUUAAUUCAUACCUUCUGCCAUAGUCCAUUGUUCCCUGUACUUUGUUCUUUUCAUAAAAAUGCUGUUUUCUAACAGCAUUUGCUUUAUAAUUCAAAAGGUAAUUUAUUCGGUAAUAAUCUGCGUAAAAUCUGAGCAUUUAAACAGAUCUAUUCAUCUCUUGCUGAUCUGAAAUAAGUACUCACCUGUCAAAACUCAAUUCCAUGAUACGCACAACUUAUCCAUUUUUACUGAAAUUUUAAAGUGUAAUGGGAGCAUUCAUCAAAUGUACAGUUAAAAACCUACAGGUCUGAACACUCGAAUUCGUCAUUAUUUUUGUGUUUGCUGAUAAUAGGGUCAGAUUUAUCCCUUUUAAUUAUUUUUGGUUAUUUUGUUCUUAUUCAAAUGAUGUUUUCAGUAUAACUGUGUCCAUUAAGUUGCUACAGUUUUUGUUGUAUAAUUUUUUUCAAAACGUGUUGUGUUGUUACUUAAAUUUGUUCAUGAGCUGACAAGUAAUAAAUUGUCCCAGUAUUAUGUUUUUUGAGGCAGUCAUCUUGCUGUUUUUUACAAGAUUCAAAAUCAGUCAACGAAAUAUGUAUUCUUUAUUUUUUACUUUAGCCCCUGUGUCUAGUUUAUGUUGCCUUAGCUGCAGGUGCUCAGGGACCAUUUUUGCCCCUGUUUGGUCGUUAUACUGCUGAAAAUAUUAAUGUUUUGAGUUGAAAAUCUGCAGAAGGUAACAGCUUGUUUCAGGACCUAAUGUUUAAGUUUGAUUGCAUUGUUGUAUUCAUCAUAUCUAAGAUAUCGAUUGUACUUUAACUGUGUAUUUUACAAGUGUUAUUUUGUGUGGUUGCAUGGUUUCCUGCAACCUUGGUAAACUGCUUAGUUUUGAAAUUUGUUUGCUUGAUUUUAUGUAGAGGCUUGAAUAGAGUGCUUGAAUUUUUCUAUUCAAUGAUUGUCAGGUUGAAUGUUCACUGUUUUCAGAAUUAACAAAGCAUUUGACGUCAAUUAGAUCAUUUGGAAAGAUAUUGUACCUAUGAAAGAAAUUGCAAUCAAGCUUCAAAGUAAUCCAAAAAUCCCUAACAAAGGCUUGUCAUAUGAGAAGAAAACUGUGCAUUUAGAUACUAUAUUGUUGGUAAUUACAAAAAGAAAAAAAAUUUGUGAAAACUGUCCAGAAAUUCUUCAAAAAGUGUUUGAUUUUUUAUUUUCGAGGCUGCAUGAACCAUGUAGUCACUAAUGAACUAAUUUCAACGUCCAUUUUGGCGGUGUGGCUGACAUAGCCAUUUUGAGUUAUUUUUUUUUUUUUUGGUAUGUUAAAAAUUAACUUGAUUGUAAUCUGAUAACUUGAACUUCUAUCGAAUUUUCACUUACAUAACCGUUUUUUAAAUUUAAGCAUCGUCAGUUUAAAACUGAACGUUUUUGGAUUUGAGCUUUAACUGUUUGAAAAAUCAUGCGGAUGAAAUUCUCAAUCAUGCAAUGAAUAUUUAAUGAAUCUGUCCACAUGAAAGAAAUUCUUUCCAUGAAUCAUUCCUCGUUUUCUCAUGUAUUCAUAGUCAUAACAAAAAUUUAGCCUACGCCAAAUUUCUUGAUAUUCCAUAUGUAGUCCAUUCAACAAAAUUUGAAAUCUAUUCCACUCAACUGCCCAUUGGCUGGUCAAUUUCUUGUCAUCAUCAGGUGACGUUACAAUUGGUUGUACCUAGUUGCAACUGGACGCAUUUUAAAUUGUAAAGAAUUGUCAUAUCAUUUGUCUAUGAUGUUUUAGCGUUUAAGAUCUUGCAAUUUAUUCUUCGUUGCUAUUAUUAUUUAUUUACCUGUAAUCCGAGAAUUGCCCCCCUGUAUUUUAUCUUGAUUGUUUUGUUUAAUUUUGCAAGCCAAUUAGUAUCAUCAGGCCAAGCCUGUUUUCUUUUGAGACCUACUGAGCCUUACAAUUAGCUGAAUUUUAGCUGAUUAGUAGAUAGGUAGUGUUGACGAAUUAACAUUGUUUUAGAAAAUUUUGGAAGGAUUAUCUCAAUAGCACUUGAUUGUUUAGUUGUUUUUAAUUGGAAUCAGUUUAACCACAUCGGAUCUUGCGUAAUUUUCUCUGAUGUUUUAUUUUUUAAACAGAAAACUAAGUUGUACUGAAACUUGACAUUUUGUGAGUAUAUUCUUCAUAAUCUGAAGUAAAUUUACAGAAAUGUUCAAAUUGUUCACUAGUUUAGUUCUCUGUUGAGAAAAUAAUAUUGUUUAAUCAAUAAUAAUAAAUUCUUGAGAAAAACAUGAGAGGAAAUUCGGCGACAGAAAUGAAAAAUUCUCUAUUCUUCUGAGUCGUCAAUGUGAUUCCAGUGUCCUAACAUGCUUAUAUUAGUGUGUUUCCCAUGUCAAGGAGAAUUCAUCUUUAUCAAACUUGCAAACAUAAUCAAUACUCUUAAGUAUUUGAACGUCCUGAAGACAGGCAAUGAAUUUUUGUUUUGUUUUUUGUUUCAAGACUUUCUAAGGUCUGGUGAUUUGAAUUUAUUUGAUUCUUUUUUUUUGUUUUUUUAGUUUUUUAUUUCCUUCUUGCAAGUGUUACUUUAUUUCAAGUCUCUCACAUUCCAUGAAUGUAUAAUUUAAGUUUUUUGUGAUGGCAAGUAGAUUAACUCUAGGCUGUAAGACGAUCCAUGAUCAAAUGUUAUUUUUAGGUGAAAGAAAUUCAAUAUUUUUGCGGGUGUGCUGCGAAACUACUGAAAACUGUAAACCUCAAAAAAAGGAUGGUGCAGAUACACCAUGAUGUUAUCACAAAAUAUUUUACUAUAAUGUUUCAAAAAUACUGCAGAGCAUUUGCUUAAAUUCUUGACCUCAGUAUUAUUGAGUAAUUAGUGAAUUGAUUUCAAUUAGCUUCUUCAACCUGUAUCGGGUAAACAACGUUUCAGUUAAAACGUAUCUAGUUAUUUAAGUUGAAAAUGUUUUGUUAUUUCUGUUUAUGAAAAAAAUUCAGUCUCACAAGCCUCAGAAAAAGAAUGCCGUUACAAACCAGGAGGAGAAUUAAUUGUCCAAGUUCUCAUGUUUCAGAAGGGUUUGCGUAACAAGGUCUCUUCUUUUUUUUCUCUCUGAAUCGUACUUACUUAUUCAUCUAUUUAGCUCUGAGGAAAAUUUACAUUUCUGCAGAAUUUUUCUGUAUACCAGUUGUUGCAAAACAUUAUCUCAGCAACUUGAGUAGAUAAUAACAUAGCAUGUGUUGAUUACGGCUGUGAAUAUGCACUUUUAUUAUUCGCUAUUUUUAGGAGUUCCACACACGGUGUAACGCACAGUUAGAAGAGUGAAGUCUCUCAUAUCAUUGUCGCAUUCACAAGUCACAAGAUAAGAAGGCCAACUUAAGUACGGAUUACAUUUAUUGUUUUUUAUUUUAAUUUUUAAAUUUUAUUGAACAUGUAUUUGAUAAUUAUUCAUCAUUAAUGAUAAGAGAAUAUGCCUGCCAUUUAUGGACAGUUCUUUAUUCUCUUCUUUUUAUAAAAUCCUUUAUCAUAUUUUUGCGUACUUUUGAAACAAGCUUCUUAAUGGUUGUGACUUUUGAAAUAAUAUUUCGUGUGAAUCAAUUCUCACACUGUCAGUGCAGGAAUUAUCUCAAUUUUUAUACUUUUGUAUUUCUGUAGCCGUAAAUAUUUUUAAUUUACUUACCUCUUUUUUACUUGCAUUUUUUAUCAUUUUCUACGAUUUCUGUCUGAAAUUUCGUAUUGAUUUAUCACCACUUCUAUUCACUGUCUAUCAUUGUCUACCAUGUGAAUCAUGUUUCUUUUGAAAUGACUGAAAUAAAGUAGUAAAUCUCAAACAA